Messenger RNA from Durotheca rogersii, 2735 nucleotides. RefSeq names its product ABC transporter transmembrane region 2-domain-containing protein. The transcript is spliced from 3 exons. Gene Ontology annotation, molecular function: long-chain fatty acid transmembrane transporter activity; ABC-type transporter activity; ATP hydrolysis activity. Lineage: Eukaryota; Fungi; Ascomycota; Sordariomycetes; Xylariales; Xylariaceae. Gene Ontology annotation, cellular component: peroxisomal membrane. The coding region runs from base 145 to 2592 and encodes 815 amino acids. Gene Ontology annotation, biological process: very long-chain fatty acid catabolic process; fatty acid beta-oxidation; peroxisome organization. The record is from RefSeq and is a predicted model, not a curated record.
CCCUGCGUAUUCGAUAGACACCCUCGUAACAUCCUAUUCGCGUCGCAUGGCGUGGGAGAGAGCUCGAUAAUAGCAAACGACUUGUGGCCGAUGGCACGCGCGGGCGACUGAUUUCGUGCCAGCCCUCCUCGAUGUCGCCUCGCGAUGGCGGCGCAAUCCACCCUCCGUCACUCGGCAUCCGAGGAUGUCCUCGCGGCGUUCCUCGAUAAAUACACGAACCUGAUCCGAGAUCGGCUGCGAAGAACGUCGCGACGCACCAGGCUGCUCGCUACUCUCGCUCUCGCCACGUCCAUCAUACUCAGCGCUGAGGGUGCUCGGAGAUGGUGGAGCCGGAGACGGCGGGAGAGGGAGCAAGGCCGCAAGCUCCUGCGCACAAAUUCGUGGUUGUUCAACAAGGAUGGCUCGCGGACGAUUUACGUACCGUACAAGGACGGGACGUCCAAGGUGGUCAUCCACCGGACGAAGCCCCUAACCUUCGAGGCGCACCGUCGACUCUUCUUAAACCCGCCCAAGGUCUCGGGGCUGGGCGACGGCACCGUCCCUUCGGCGCAGACCAAACCGGGGCUGAAUCUGGCCUUCCUACACCAGUUCCUAAGCUUGAUGAGCAUCAUGAUCCCGCGGUGGACCAGCAAAGAGGCGGGGUUGUUGGUCAGCCACGGCGCGUUUCUCCUGCUCCGCACCUAUCUCUCUUUGGUGGUUGCGCGUCUGGACGGCGAGAUCGUCCGCGACUUGGUUGCCGGCAACGGAAAGCAAUUUCUCUGGGGUAUCGUUAAGUGGUGCGGGCUCGGUGGCUUUGCCUCGUAUACCAAUGCCAUGAUCAAGUUCCUAGAGUCCAAGGUAUCCAUAGCAUUCCGAACUCGGCUGACGCGAUACAUCCACGACUUAUACCUCAACGACAAUCUGAAUUAUUACAAGCUAUCCAACUUGGACGGCGGCGUGGGGCAAGGAGCCGAUCAGUUCAUCACCCAAGAUCUCACCCUCUUCUGCGCCUCUGCUGCGAAUCUCUACUCCUCGCUAGGGAAGCCUUUUGUCGACCUCUGCGUCUUCAACUUUCAGCUGUAUCGCUCCCUUGGCCCCCUAGCUCUGACCGGUCUUAUGAGCAACUACUUCCUGACAGCGAGUAUUCUACGACGGAUGUCGCCGCCUUUCGGGAAGCUCAAGGCAGUCGAGGGUCGCAAGGAGGGAGAUUUCAGGAGUCUGCAUGCCCGCUUGAUCGCGAAUGCCGAAGAAGUUGCCUUCUACGGCGGCGCCGAGAUGGAAAAGACGUUCCUGAAUAGAGAGUUCAAAUCGCUCAAGACUUGGAUGGAGAGCAUCUACCUGCUCAAAAUUCGGUAUAAUAUUCUCGAGGACUUCAUCUUGAAAUAUAGCUGGAGUGCAUACGGCUACCUCCUGUCUUCCCUGCCGGUGUUCCUCCCGGCAUGGGGCGGCUUGGGAGGCGCGAUGGAGAUGCUCGAGGGCGCCGAGAAAGGCGGGCGGGAGCGGAACCGCAUGAAGGACUUCAUCACGAACAAACGGCUCAUGCUCUCGCUCGCAGACGCCGGAGGGCGCAUGAUGUACUCUAUCAAGGACCUUUCCGAGCUAGCCGGUUACACGAGUCGCGUCUACACUCUCAUCGCAACUCUGCAUCGCGUCCACGCCAACGCCUACUUCCCGCAGCCGAGCGGCAACGAGCUAUAUUCCCUAUCCGAUGUUCAGGGCACCAUCCAAAAAGGCUUUGACGGUGUGCGAUUCGAGAACGUGCCUGUCGUCGCGCCUGGGCUGUGGCCCCAGGGCGGUGAGGAACUAUUAGAUUCGCUGUCCCUCGUCGUCCGGCGAGGGGAACAUCUACUGAUAUCUGGCCCGAAUGGCGUUGGCAAAAGCGCUAUCUCGAGGGUACUCGCCGGGCUCUGGCCAGUUUACCGCGGCUUGGUGAGCCGGCCCAAGUCGAUCGGCGAGGACGGAAUCAUGUUCCUUCCCCAGCGCCCGUACUUGAGCGUCGGUACUUUGCGUGACCAGGUUAUCUAUCCAGACGGGGAGCUCGAUAUGCGGCUCAAGCGUAAAAGCGAAGAUGAGCUCAGGCGGGUGCUCGACGCUGCCAAGCUAGGGUACUUACCAGACCGCGAAGGCGGCUGGGACACUCGGAAGGAAUGGAAAGACGUCCUAAGCGGCGGCGAGAAGCAGAGGAUCGGCAUUGCCCGCCUACUGUACCACGAACCCCAAUACGCAGUCAUCGACGAAGGCACGAGCGCAGUCUCGACCGACGUCGAGGGCCUGCUGUACGAGACGUGCAAGGAGAGGGGCAUCACCCUGAUCACGAUUUCGACGCGAGCCUCCCUGAAGAAGUACCACACCUUCAACCUGAUCCUCGGGAUGGGGGAGAGCGGCGACGAGUGGGAGUUUGAGCGGAUCGGGACGGAGCGGGAGAAGAUGCAGGUCGAGCGGGAGCUCCACGAGCUCCACGAGCGGCUGUCGCAGGUGGAGGAGUGGAAGCGGCGCCGCGAGGAGAUCGAGAAAGAGCUCGCCCAGGUCUGGGUCGAGGGCGAUGCCUCGUUGGAUCCGCCCCCCUACGUUGACAACGCUGACGACGCCGAACCCGAGGCCGAGAAGAGUUAAGGCGCGGUCUAGGGGAUGGCCGCCCCGCGCCGAGGCCCGCCGCCUGGCCUCCUUAUACGAUUACGAUGUACGAGAUGCUCUGGGGUGAGCCGAGGCCGACGCAGCGUAGUAUAUUAGAACACUUUCCACCGUCGUAGAACCUU